AUGCCUUCCUACAUCGUUACCUGCAAGGACGAAGCGUCCGACGAACAGGUCCAGUCUGCCAAGCAACACGCCAUUGACCAGGGCGGCAAGAUAACACAUGAGUACAGUCUCAUCAAGGGCUUCGCUGUUCAGUACGAUGACGACAAGAUCCAAACACUUGAGAGCCACGAGCACGUCAAGGCAGUCGAGCCCGAUGGCGAGAUGAGGACCCAGUAA
Fusarium odoratissimum NRRL 54006 is the source of this 216-nucleotide messenger RNA. RefSeq lists its product as uncharacterized. Gene Ontology annotation, biological process: vacuole fusion, non-autophagic. The record is from RefSeq and is a predicted model, not a curated record. NCBI's taxonomy places the organism in Eukaryota, Fungi, Ascomycota, Sordariomycetes, Hypocreales, Nectriaceae. The coding region runs from base 1 to 216 and encodes 71 amino acids. Gene Ontology annotation, molecular function: endopeptidase inhibitor activity. The transcript is spliced from 4 exons.